AUGGGCUCGGUAUCCCAACAAGACUUCAUGGCACGUCUGGCAGGGCGUCUCGUCAACGAAUAUCCUACCGACCAGCGCGACCAAAUGAAUGAACGCUACCGCUUCGUGGAGAGAUUAUUCGGGGAGAAUGGCGACGCAUUCAUCUAUCGGCGGUCAGGUUUCCACCAAGGUAAGACAGCGCUUGUACAACCUAGUCCAUGA
Molecule: messenger RNA, 201 nt
Organism: Exophiala oligosperma
Lineage: Eukaryota; Fungi; Ascomycota; Eurotiomycetes; Chaetothyriales; Herpotrichiellaceae
Exons: 1
Coding region: 1-201 (66 amino acids)
Source: RefSeq, a predicted model, not a curated record